This is a messenger RNA of Colletotrichum graminicola M1.001, 540 nucleotides long. RefSeq names its product glyoxalase/Bleomycin resistance protein/Dioxygenase superfamily protein. Lineage: Eukaryota; Fungi; Ascomycota; Sordariomycetes; Glomerellales; Glomerellaceae. The record is from RefSeq and is a predicted model, not a curated record. Bases 1 to 540 code for a protein of 179 amino acids. The transcript has a single exon.
AUGGCCUUGGAAUCUUCUCCAAUCGCUUGCCGGCCCUCGGAACUCGCCCACUUUGUCCUUCGGACCAAGAACUCACAGCAGUUGAUUGACUUCUAUCAGAACUUCCUCAACGCUAGGAUCACUCACUCGACCGAUAUCAUCACUUUUAUGACCUGGGAUCACGAACACCACCGCUUUGCGAUUCUGAAGGACCCUAAUGCAGUACCGAAACAGGAUAACGCGGUGGGCGUGGACCACUUCGCCCUCACGUUCGACUCCUUGGGACAGUUGUUGCAGGCGUACAAGACCCGAAAGGAAGCGGGUAUCGAGCCUGCAUACUGUGUCAAUCAUGGCGUGUCCAUGAGCAUGUACUACAAGGACCCUGAUGGCAACAAGAUCGAAAACCAGGUCGACGCUUUCGAGACAAAGGAGGAGGCUAUUCAGUACAUGGCGAGUGCGGAGUUUACUAGAGACCCUCGUGGACCGACGUUUGAUCCAGAAGAACUCUUGAGAAGAUUUGAAGCUGGCGAAGAUGAGAAGAUUUUGAUGAAGCGAACUUGA